AUGGCCGACGAGCCUCAUAAGGGCGGUCUCUUCGAGAACUGCAAAAUCGCAUUUGUCCAAUCUAAGGCUCUGACGAGCGUCGCUAUCUCUCAAUACUCUUCUCUCAUCCGCGAGAAUGGCGGCGAGAUCCUCGAACCCGACCGUAGGGGCAAGAUCCCCAUUCCAGGCGCGACGCACAUCAUUUCCGACACAAUCGACUUCGACCAAUACACCGAGGCCCUGGCGUUCAUGAUCCCCGUAGUACGGCAUGAAUGGAUCAAUCUCAGCAUCGCCCGCCACAGGCUGGCCCAGGUGCGGCCUUUCUCUCCUGACCCGCGUAUGAUCUUUUCCAGUGUCAUCCUCACCUGUGCCGAUAUCCCCGAGAUGGACAAGGAGUCGAUUGCAGGGGCUAUCAUUGCGCUGGGCGGUGUUGAAUCAAAGGAUUUGACUCGCCAGACGACACAUAUCUGCGCACUAUCCCUUGACCAUCCGAAGUGCGUGGAGGCUAGGAAAAAGAACCUUAAGUGCAAGAUUGUUCUGCCCCACUGGUUCGAUGACUGCUUCCGACUCGGUAAGCGCAUCGACGAGGGCCCCUAUCUUCUUCCUGACCCCGAAAUUCUACGAAAGGCCCCUGAAGAGGCUGUCAAGAUUCCAUCCAGCCAGGGCCUUGACGGAGCGGUGUCAGUGGUGCCGCAAGGCCCCUAUAACACGGAUGGCGGGGAGAAGCUGGUGGUGUUCGAGCAGCGUAAGGUCAUGCUUUCACGGGAUCUGCCCAUUACGCCACAGCUACGCAAGACGAUCACGGACAAGAUCAUUCGAGGUGGCGGCCAGGUCGUCGACGACGUUGACGAUUGCGAUUGGUUCGUUUGCCAGUUUCGUGAUGGCCCUCAGUACAUCCGGGCGUCUCAGCAGGGCAAGGAGGUUGGCAACCUGGCCUGGCUGUACCACUUGAUUGUCUACAACGAGUACACAUCUCCGAUGCGUCGCUUGCUCCAUUACCCGAUACCUCGAGACGGACUUCCUGGAUUCAAGGGCAUGCGCAUCACCAUCUCAAAUUACGGCGGGGAUGCUCGCAUUUAUUUGGAGAACCUCAUCAAGGCAGCUGGUGCUGAAUACACAAAAUCCAUGAAAUCCGACAACACACACCUGAUCACGGCGCGAUUGCACAGCGAAAAGUGCGAGGCGGCCAAAGAUUGGAACAUUGAGAUCGUCAACCACUUGUGGAUCGAGGAGAGUUAUGCGGCCUGCGAGCCACUACCGCUCACGAACCCCAAGUACCAACACUUCCCGCCACGGACGAACCUGGGAGAGGUUGUCGGACAGACUUUCCUUAACCCAGUCGUCCUCCGCCAACGAUACUUCCCUGGCGGCGAGGAGACAAUGAACGAAGAGGCCAAGAUGAAGCACAAGGUUAACGAGCGGGCGCAAAAGAACGCCCUUAAGGUGGGCCUGGACCGCGACUUCAACGUAAUGCAAGAAUCCAGCCCCGCGGGACAAUCGACAAAGAAGACGCGGAGAUCGGCCCCUACCACCGGGGCAUUCAGCACGCCAGCCAAGGGACGGCAUGUCUCUGAUGGCAAGGAAAACGAGACGCCGUCGACCAUGUUCAGCAGCGCCAGCCGCAGUGCCAAAGCACAGGCGCUAUCCAAGCUUCACGAUCUUUCUGCUGAUAUUGCGUUGUAUGAGAAGGAGAAAAAGCGCACCAAAGAUGGUAUCUUUGGCGGCAAGCGGGCAGCUGACCAGAUUGAGAAGGAACGCGUCGUCGAGAACACCGCAAGUCCUGCUAGUGACAAGAGACCUCGCGAAGAUGUUGACGAUAUGCAGGACAAGAGGCCUGCGAAGAGGGCCAAGACAUCGCUGCCCGAAGCGGAUAUGCGCAUCUGCCUGACAGGAUACAAGCGUUGGGCCGGGGACAAGUCCAGCGAAGAAGCCGACAGGAAAAAACUGCGUGCUCUUGGUAUUCAGAUUGUCCAGGACACCGUGCCCUUCACACACCUUGCUGCACCAUCCAUGAUCCGCACGCAAAAGUUCCUGGUAGCUCUGGCGAAGGGCCCAGAUGUCAUCAGCUCUGACUUCGUCACAGCCUGCAUCGAAAAGGGCAAGCGGCCCAACGUCGACGACUACCGCCUGCGUGACAAAGCCGGUGAAGAGAAGUUCGGCAUCACCAUCGAAACAGCUGUUGCCCGAGCGCGGGCCAACCGCGGCCGUCUUCUCUUUAAGAUGCCCAUCUACUGUACAGAGAAGAUCCCUAACGGGCCCCAGGCCUUCGAAGCUAUUGCCAAGGCCAACGGCGCCAUCUUCAUGCUGUACCGUGGGCGUCCGACCAUCAAACCCACGACGCCCGAAGAGGAUGGUGGUGCUCCCCCAGAGCCGGUGUACCUCCUGUCGGGACCAUCAGAGGCCGAGAAGCAGCUGUGGCCGCGGUUCGAGGAGAUGGCGAUUAAGGGCCACAUGGAGCCACGCAUUGUUGUGGCGGAUUGGUUGCUCGAUGUGUGCAUGCGCCAGGAGCUGUUUUGGGAUCCGCGGUAUUUGUGGAAGAAUAGGGAGAAAAAGUGA
Thermochaetoides thermophila DSM 1495 is the source of this 2535-nucleotide messenger RNA. RefSeq lists its product as uncharacterized. The coding region runs from base 1 to 2535 and encodes 844 amino acids. Gene Ontology annotation, biological process: DNA double-strand break attachment to nuclear envelope; double-strand break repair. NCBI's taxonomy places the organism in Eukaryota, Fungi, Ascomycota, Sordariomycetes, Sordariales, Chaetomiaceae. Gene Ontology annotation, cellular component: Cul8-RING ubiquitin ligase complex; nucleus. The transcript is spliced from 4 exons. The record is from RefSeq and is a predicted model, not a curated record.